This is a messenger RNA of Mustela erminea (ermine), 741 nucleotides long. RefSeq names its product retinoschisin 1 (gene RS1). The transcript is spliced from 3 exons. The record is from RefSeq and is a predicted model, not a curated record. NCBI's taxonomy places the organism in Eukaryota, Metazoa, Chordata, Mammalia, Carnivora, Mustelidae. Bases 1 to 696 code for a protein of 231 amino acids.
AUGGCAAUCCUUUUACUUCCUCUUCGCUCUCUUCUAAGAGCAGUAAGUAGGCUGAAGCUCCGUGAACUGCGCUAUCAAGCAAAACAUUCUCCACCUCUCAAAGUGCAAGCGAGACGGUUUGAUUUGUCAUUUCAGUCACGUCGUGCUGGUCGAGUGUUGCGAUGUGCUAUGAGUGUUGUAAUGUGUGUUGCCUUUUCUUUUCCAGAGUGCCCAUAUCAUAAGCCCCUGGGGUUCGAGUCAGGAGAGGUCACACCAGACCAGAUCACCUGCUCCAACCUGGAGCAGUAUGUGGGCUGGUAUUCCUCGUGGACAGCUAACAAGGCCCGGCUCAACAGUCAAGGCUUUGGGUGCGCCUGGCUCUCCAAGUACCAGGACAGCAGCCAGUGGCUGCAGAUAGAUCUGAAGGAAGUCAAGGUGAUUUCAGGGAUCCUCACCCAGGGGCGCUGUGAUAUCGAUGAGUGGAUGACCAAGUACAGCGUGCAGUACAGGACGGAUGAGAGCCUGAACUGGAUUUACUAUAAGGACCAGACAGGAAACAACCGGGUCUUCUAUGGAAACUCAGACCGAACCUCCACAGUCCAGAACCUCCUGCGGCCCCCCAUCAUUUCCCGCUUCAUCCGGCUGAUCCCGCUGGGCUGGCACGUCCGCAUUGCCAUCCGGAUGGAGCUGCUGGAGUGCGCCAGCAAGUGUGCCUGAGGUCUCCCUCGCGCCGUGGGGGGCGGAGGGCUCCGAGCUGCCUGC